AUGCUACGGGAUACGCUGCAUAAGGAAUAUCCCAAUAGUCAGUGGUUUCAAGCGGUAGUUCCUGUUAGCACCGAUAAUAGUGGAUCUCUAGUGUUUCGCGUCAUCUUCGGCCGAUCAGUUACGGUGUUCGCCCUAGACGCUGUAGUCACCACAAAAAGCGACAACAUCUUUCCAAGCCAUUUGCCCUGGGCAACGAAAUCGAUCACCUGCGAUUUCCGCGUUGAUCUCUGCGGCUGGACGAAUUAUCUUGACGGAGAUUUCAGCGUUGUCACAACCGAUAACAUAUCCUACGCCGCACUGCGGCAUCGUGGCACUCUUCUUCAUCCUGGCUACAAGAACCGCAGUGUCAAGCUCGGCAGUAUACCGAUCCGCUCACCGCUGCCGCUAAACACGACCCUGAGUUUUCGGUACUGGUUCAGCAAUACCGGGAUAGAGUUUCUUCGGGUUUUGGUAGCGGAACGAUACACAGCGGUCAUUGUAUGGGAAAUGGCUGCAGAAUCACAUAAUGUGGGACGUUGGCUAGCGGUCGAUCUGCCAUUAUGUCUACACGACGAUGUUUCCGUACAUUUCCUGGGAGCCAUCGAUAAGCAGGGCUCAGAGAUCCGAUUGGCUGAUAUUGUGUACCACGGAGAACUCAGCGGGAGUGCCGCUCGCGCGCAUGCCUGUACCGGGAUCGGGUGUACAUUUGACCAGUCUAUGUGUGGUUGGAGUAACCAGUACAGUGUGUCGUCCAGCAGCAGUGGUGCAGCCUACAGAUACAAUAUAGGGCGCGCAUAA
Messenger RNA from Paramacrobiotus metropolitanus, 777 nucleotides. RefSeq lists its product as uncharacterized. Bases 1 to 777 code for a protein of 258 amino acids. Lineage: Eukaryota; Metazoa; Tardigrada; Eutardigrada; Parachela; Macrobiotidae. The record is from RefSeq and is a predicted model, not a curated record. The transcript is spliced from 3 exons.